Molecule: messenger RNA, 4797 nt
Organism: Cucurbita moschata (crookneck pumpkin)
Lineage: Eukaryota; Viridiplantae; Streptophyta; Magnoliopsida; Cucurbitales; Cucurbitaceae
Product: protein NETWORKED 1A-like
Exons: 6
Coding region: 516-4586 (1356 amino acids)
Cellular component (GO): plasma membrane
Molecular function (GO): actin filament binding
Source: RefSeq, a predicted model, not a curated record
GGGAAGAAAAUUAAAAUAAUAAACUCGAAAGAAUACGACAGUUUUUCUGUUCAAGGGUUUAAUUAACUCCAACAAUAAUUAUAAUUUCAAGAUUUGUUUUUGAGUUACGGUGCUCGUGGUAGAGGCAUUCUUGAACGGCGCUGUACAGAACCCAAAAAUAUAAUGUGAAUAUGAUCUUCACUCUUCAGCGAUGGGGAAUAGCCGGGAGACGAGGAAUGAGUAUCAGCCUGAGUCAAGAGACAGCCACAGAAAAACAUGGGUGAAGAAGCUGAUUGAUUUGGUUGGAUGAUUGGAAACAAGCAGCUGUUUCAGCCGUUCUGGUGAUUUUUGAUCCCCUGGUGCUCAGCACAGGUGUAGUGAGUGACAAGGAGCUGGACAGGCUCGUGAAGAAUUAAGUAGCUGGUGAAGUUCAAACUACCAAGCUGGCUUGGAAACGUUACCUGGACUAUAACUGGUACAAGGACCAGGCUAUUCCAAGGUCUAAACCCUUUGUUCGGUUGUUGUUUGCCGGAGUCAUGGCGACCUUGUUGCAUUCUGAAUCUCGGCGCUUAUAUUCUUGGUGGUGGGAUAGCCAUAUUAGCCCCAAGAACUCAAAAUGGCUACAGGAGAAUCUUACAGACAUGGAUGCCAAUGUAAAAGCAAUGAUCAGACCCAUUGAAGAAGAUGCAGACUCCUUUGCAAGAAGAGCUGAAAUGUACUACAACAAACGUCCAGAGCUUAUAAAAGUAGUUGAGGAGUUCUACCGAGCGUACCGUGCUUUAGCUGAACGAUAUGACCCUGCAACUGCAGAGCUUCAAGAUGCACAUGAAACCAUGCCUCAAGCAUUAGACAACCAAAUGCCUCCUGAUGAUGAGUCUUGUUCUGAUGCUGAAUCCCACACACCAGAAAUCCACCUCCCAAAUCAUGCACUGCAUGACAAAGGUGACUUGCACAAGGAGUUGGGGAGUUCAUCAUCAACGAAUCAAAGCGGUUCUGCAAGUAAAGCGGGUUUGAAACAGCUCAAUGAGAUGUUUGCAUCAGAGGGAAGCACUGAACUGCAAGUAGUUCGUCGUGAAGGUGAAUUCGAUGGCCAUAACUUGCAUAGAGUGCCCUUUCAGUUAAUUAGGAACAUUUGUGUUCUCAAACCUCCAAUUCUGUGGUUGUCUGAAAGAGACGAAAAAUUGGAUUCUGAACUUCAAAGUUUAAGAAAGAGACUGAAUGAGAUGGAAUCUGAAAAGGAAGCUUUCUUUGUUAAAUACCAGAAUUCUUUGGAAAAGCUAUCCAGCCUAGAGAAAGAACUUAGUUCUACUCAAAAAGAUGCCAGUGGACUCGACGAACGAGCGAGCAAAGCUGAAAUCGAAAUAAAAAUAUUGAAGGAAGCCCUUCAAGAUUUGAAAGCAGAGAAGAAUGCAGGCCUUCUACAAUAUAAUCAAUGUUUGCAAAACAUAUCUAGCCUAGAAAAGCUAUUUUCUGACUCCCAACAAGAUGCUGAAGGACAUAAAGAGAGAACCGCUAAGGCCGAAAUUGAAGCCCACAACCUUGAGCAACAACUUUCCAGAUUAGCAGCUGAAAAGGAGGUCAGUCUUGUUCAGUAUGAGCAAUGCCUAAAGAAGAUAUCUGCUUUAGAGAAUAAAAUCUCUGUUUCUGAAGAUUAUGCAAGAACGCUCGAUGAACGAAUGAAUCGUUCAGAGACUGAAGUGAAAGUACUGAAGAGAGCUCUCGACGCUCUGAAUGAAGAGAAGGAAAUAGCAUCUCGCCAGUAUGAGCAGUGCUUGGAGAAAAUUGCCAAGAUGGAAACUGAAAUAUCUCAUGCUCAAGAUGAACUUGUGAUAGCUAAUGCAAAACUGGAGACAACAGAAGAAAGGUGUGCUCAUUUGGAGCAGUCAAACCAUUCACUGCAGUUUGAAGCAGACAACCUUGUACACAAGAUUGUUAUUAAGGAUCGAGAGCUUGCAGAAACGCGAGAUGAGCUGAAGAAACUGCAGACUCUAAUGAAUGAACUGACUUUUUCUUCCAAUACUAUAAUGAAGAAUUUGGAGGAUCAAUUAUCUGGCUUGAUGGAGAUGAAAGAGAAGCUUGAAGAGGUUGUUUCUAAAAAAGAAGAGCAGAGAAAGUUGCUCGAGAAAGAGAUCGAUCAUUUGAGAGACGAAAUUAACGAAUCGAGUGUAAGAUACCAGCGCAUAAUGAGACAAUUGGAAGAGGAAUUUGAAGAGGAGAAUGCCAAGCUGAGGGAGGCCUGUGAAAAGAACAGGAACGAGAUAGAAGCACUUCACGAAAAACUCAGUUAUAUGGAUAAACUUGAAAAGGAAAAUUUGUCUUUCCUUAUUGAAUGUGAACAAUAUGAAGAGGCAUCCAAGUUAUCAGAUAAAGUUAUUGCUGAAUUGGAAGGCGAAAAUAUGGAGCAACAAGUUGAAGUAGAAUUUAUGUACAAUGAAAUCAAUAAAUUAAGAGGAGGAAUCCGUAAGGUUUUAAUGGCUCUUCAAAUUGACCAAGUUGAAGAGAGGAUUCUGAUAGUGGAUAUUUUGGCCAGAAUUGAGGAUUUGAAAACGUCCGUGUUCAAAAACAAGGACGAGAAGCGGCAACUGCUCGUUCAGAACUCGGUUUUAUUGACUCUUCUCAAGCAACUGAGUUUCGAGAGUGAAGAACUGAAAGAAAACUUUAUGCAGGAUCAACUAGCAAUGCAUGAACAAGACAAGCAGAAUUUAAUCAUUCAGGAAACAAUUGCUUUCAACAUCCUAUCGUCGAUUUUCGAAAGCUUCAAAACAGAGAAAUUCUUGGAAAUCGAAAGGCUUGUUCAAGAUAUCUGUCAUCUCCAAGUGGUUAAUUCUGAGACAAGGGAAGAAGUUGUGAAGUUGGCAGAGAAAUCUCAGUCGAAGGACGUUGAAAAUUUGCGUUUAAACGGAUCGGUAGAGAAAUUGGCAAAGGAGCUACAUGAAACAAAAGCUUCGAAUGAUGAACUCAACCAUCAAAUUUUACUUGGAAAUGAUUUACUGAGGUCGGAGGCCCGAAAGCUGUCUGAAACAGAGGAGGAGCUUAAAAAUUCACAAAACUUCAACAUGAAACUGUGUGAUACUGUUGAGGAGCUCAAGAUGGAAGGUGAAGAAACAAUGAUGAUCAAACAGAAUCUAGAGAAUGAGAAUCUUGAACUUAAAGAAAAGUGCUUAAGCCAGGAGAAUCAGAUUCAACGCCUCAGUGAAGUAAAUGAAAAUUUGAAAUCUGAAGUUGAUUUAUUGAAUGAGGAGAUGGAGAAAUGCAAGAUUAGAGAGGAGUGUCUGAGUCUAGAGCUACAGGAGAGAAGAGAUGAGUUUGAGCUCUGGGAAGCUGAAGCCACGGCAUUUUACUUCGAUAAUCAAAUCUCAUCGAUACGGGAGGUUUUAUACGAGAAUAAGGUACACGAACUUGUCCAUGCUUGUGAAAAUGCUCGGGAUGAGGAGGCUGAAAAAGAUAUGGAGAUCGAAAAACUCAGAGAAAGAGUAAGUUUCCUGGAAAUUGAAGUCGGAGAAAUGGAGGCACAGUUGUGUGCAUAUAAGCCAGCCAUAGCUGCUCUGAGGGAGGAUGUAGAAUCACUCAAGCAUAUUGUUCUUCCUCAGGGCGAGGAAACCACAGCUCAUGUUCAUCAGAGGAGCUGUAAUGUCUACAAAGAUGAGAUAUUGGAUUUGCAGGAGAUUGGGGCCAUGAUAAAAGUAGUGGAGAAGGCUGUGAUCGAGGAAAAGAAAAAACUUAACAAAGAAGCUGCUGAAGUACAUGUCGAAGGAACAUCGCAUCGAGAAGCGACAACGGAGGAUGGAAUUACUGAUAAUCCUAAGGCAAGAAAGAACAAACCUGAGAAUGAAAUGGUAAUGAAAGAUAUUCCACUGGAUCGUGAAUCAGAUAGUUCUUUCCAGAGAAGAAGCAGAAGGGAAAGUAGUGAGACCAAUGAGCAAAUGCUUAAGUUGUGGGAAAUUGCUGCGCAGAAUUGUGACCAGAAUUUGAUUGAUAGCUCGCCACAAAGCCCCUCAGACCCACAAGUUGAGUACCCACAGUUGGAGCAAUCCCCCAGCAGCAGCAGCAUUAGAGAACGAAUCCGAAGAGGCCGAAAAGGAAAGAUCUUAGAGAGAAUUGAUUCAUAUGUCGAUCAGUUGACAGGUCUUCUAACAAGUGUUAGAGAUUUGAAAAAGAGAAUUGAAGUGAACAUCUUCGAAAUGACUCCAAACAAUGAAUACGACACGGUUGAGAAACACAUAAAAGAAGUCGAGGAAGAUAUAUUUCAGCAAAUGAAUAUCAAUGAUCAACUGAAGCAGAAUUUGGAACGCAGUCCCUCGUUUUUCGAGCAAAUGCCAUCAAUAGAAAUCGAGGCGACUGGAAACAUCCCCUUAAGCAAACUAAGAGAGCAGGCACGAAGAGGAUCUGUAAAGAUACAACAACUACAGUUCGAGGUACAGAGCAUUCAGCGCGUUGUGCUGAAACUCGAAGCCGAGAAGAAACCAAAAGGGAAGAACACAUUACCGGGGAGUAGUAAACCUCGGGUUAUUCUGAGAGAUUUCAUCUGCAGAAGCGGAAAACGGAGGGAAAGAUGGAAGAAACCAUGUUCUUGUGGAUGUAUGAGACCUUCCACGCAUGGAGACUGAAUCUCCCGAUAGAUACUCCGGCUGUACAGUAGUAGAAGAUUAUAGAGACAGCAUCUAGAUAUCCAUCCCAUUGUAAGUUGCAAUAAUGGUAGAUCAUCAUCUCUGGAUCUAUCUAAUGAUGAUGAACUAUAACAGGACAGAUUCUUGUCUUGCGCUACCUUGAUUGAUUAUGAUGAUUAAAGUCCAGAAAUAAAAUGUUCACAUUUUUCAA